AAAAUCGAAAUAAUUGUCAUACAAAUAUGUGUGUAUAGCUUUAGUUAAUUAAUUAAUAUUCCUCACUUUUCAUAGCUUAUAUAAGAAGGUGACCAAACACAGAUCAAAAUGCAGCAGCAACUCCUAUCAUCCAUCACCCAUCUCCUUUAGUACUACUCUUUUGCGAUCUUCUUUCUUUUUGUUCAUAGCUUUGUAAUAUUAGUCUUACUUCUCUUAAGGCUCAAUAAGAGGAGAUGGGUGAAACCGCUGCCGCCAACAACCAACAUCAUCACCACCACGGCCACCAAGUCUUUGACGCGGCCAUGCACGACGUCGUCCCUUCACAACCGGCUUUUAAAUGCUUCGACGAUGAUGGCCGUCUCAAAAGAACCGGGACUGUUUGGACCGCAAGCGCUCAUAUAAUCACAGCGGUGAUCGGAUCCGGAGUUCUCUCGUUGGCAUGGGCGAUUGCUCAGCUCGGAUGGAUCGCUGGACCUGCAGUGAUGCUACUGUUCUCUUUCGUUACUCUCUACUCUUCCACACUUCUCAGCGACUGCUACAGAACCGGUGAUGCAGUCUCUGGCAAGCGAAACUACACUUACAUGGACGCAGUUCGAUCCAUUCUCGGUGGGUUCAAGUUCAAGAUCUGUGGGCUGAUUCAAUAUUUGAAUCUCUUCGGUAUCGCGAUCGGAUACACAAUUGCAGCAUCGAUAAGCAUGAUGGCGAUCAAGAGAUCGAAUUGUUUCCACAAGAGCGGAGGAAAAGACCCGUGCCACAUGUCGAGCAAUCCUUACAUGAUCAUAUUUGGUGUGACAGAGGUCUUGCUCUCUCAGAUUCCUGAUUUCGGCGAGAUUUGGUGGAUCUCCAUUGUAGCAGCUGUCAUGUCCUUCACUUACUCUGCCAUUGGUUUAGCUCUCGGAAUCGUUCAAGUUGCAGCAAAUGGAGUUUUCAAAGGAAGUCUCACAGGGAUAAGCAUCGGGACAGUGACUCAAACACAGAAGAUAUGGAGAACCUUUCAAGCACUUGGAGACAUUGCCUUUGCUUACUCUUACUCCGUUGUACUAAUCGAGAUUCAGAUGCUUAGCGUUGCUUGUCUAGUGAUAUCGGUGGUCGCCUUAGUUGGAUCAGUCGCCGGAGUAAUGCUUGAUCUUAAGGUCUACAAGCCCUUCCAGUCUACAUAUUGA
Molecule: messenger RNA, 1163 nt
Organism: Thlaspi arvense
Lineage: Eukaryota; Viridiplantae; Streptophyta; Magnoliopsida; Brassicales; Brassicaceae
Source: the annotation of a GenBank genome assembly